Messenger RNA from Debaryomyces hansenii CBS767, 813 nucleotides. RefSeq names its product DEHA2G02706p. NCBI's taxonomy places the organism in Eukaryota, Fungi, Ascomycota, Pichiomycetes, Serinales, Debaryomycetaceae. The record is from RefSeq and is a predicted model, not a curated record. The coding region runs from base 1 to 813 and encodes 270 amino acids. Gene Ontology annotation, cellular component: cytosol. The transcript has a single exon. Gene Ontology annotation, molecular function: oxidoreductase activity.
AUGUCAUUUGGAGCCAAGGCUGCUGCACGUUUAGCUAACAAGGUUAUUUUAAUUACAGGUGCUUCUUCGGGUAUUGGCUCUGCAACUGCCAAAGAACUUGCUUCCGCUGCAAAUGGAAACAUUAAGCUUAUCCUAACUGCCAGAAGGGAGGACAGAUUAAAGAAAUUAUCCAGUCUGUUAAUGAAUGAUUUUCCAUCGCUUAAAAUUCAUUUGGCUAAACUAGAUGUUUCAGUUGUUAAUUCGAUUAAACCAUUCCUCAGUGGUUUACCAGGAGAGUUUUCUGAUAUCGAUGUUUUAAUCAAUAAUGCGGGUAAAGCAUUGGGGAAGGAUGAAAUUGGUGAGAUCAAAGACGAAGACAUUCAAGGGAUGUUUCAAACAAACGUCUUAGGGUUAAUUGGAUUGACUCAAGCAGUCAUUCCUCGUUUCAAGGAAAAGAAUAGUGGAGACAUUGUGAAUAUUGGUUCAGUCGCUGGGAGAGAAACCUACCCAGGAGGUGGGGUCUAUUGUGCAACCAAGGCUAGUGUCAAAUAUUUUUCUCAAGUAUUAAGAAAGGAAUUGAUUAACACCAAGAUUAGAGUUCUUGAAGUUGAUCCCGGUGCUGUUAAUACUGAGUUCUCUUUGGUUAGAUUUUAUGGCGACCAGGCUAAAGCUAAUGAAGUAUACGAAGGGGUUGAACCCCUUCUAGCUGAGGAUAUCGCUGAGGUAAUUGUCUUCGGUAUUACUAGGAAGCAAAAAACCGUUAUUGCGGAGACUUUGGUUUUCCCGACUUACCAAGCAGGAUCGGCAAACAUUUAUAAAGGCCCUCUUGAAUAA